AACCUAUUAUCUAUGGUGCCAAGUUAUGGUCAACUGUGUUUUGUUAACUUGUCGUAUUCCAAUUCCGGGAGCGUUCUUCAAGUAGUUAUUAGUGGCUUGUGAGGUACUUGUAUAUUUUAAGGAAACAAUGGCUGUUGUUGCUGAACUUGCAUGUGUGUACUCUUCCUUAAUAUUAGCAGAUGAUGAUGUUGCAAUCACGAGCGAGAAAAUUCAAACCAUUUUAAAAGCAGCCAAUGUUGAUGUGGAGCCGUAUUGGUCUGGCUUGUUCGCAAAAGCUUUAGAAGGGAUAAAUAUAAAAGAUUUAAUUACCAAACUUGGUUCAAGUGUAGGAGCUACUUCUGUGGGACAAGCUGCCGUAGUUAGUGCUCCAGCUGCUACGGAGAAUAAGAAAGAAGAAGCUAAAAAAGAAGAAAAGAAAGAAGAAUCUGAAGAGUCGGAUGAUGACAUGGGUCUUGGCUUGUUUGAUUAAUACAGACACAAUUAAAUAAAAGUGUUUCUUUUAUAAA
This is a messenger RNA of Agrilus planipennis (emerald ash borer), 506 nucleotides long. RefSeq names its product 60S acidic ribosomal protein P1-like. The record is from RefSeq and is a predicted model, not a curated record. Gene Ontology annotation, molecular function: ribonucleoprotein complex binding; structural constituent of ribosome; protein kinase activator activity. Gene Ontology annotation, cellular component: cytosolic large ribosomal subunit; ribosome. Gene Ontology annotation, biological process: translational elongation; cytoplasmic translation. The transcript has 3 exons. The coding region runs from base 128 to 469 and encodes 113 amino acids. NCBI's taxonomy places the organism in Eukaryota, Metazoa, Arthropoda, Insecta, Coleoptera, Buprestidae.